CCUAGAAUCCUUUGUGUUGUUUCCUUCCAAAUCUAAGAUUUUGGCUGCGCGUGACCGACGCCCGACGGCGUGUAGCGCAACUUUUGUGGAGGGCAUGCGACCUUCUUUUGCUCGCGUCAUACGGGAGAAGGAGAAAGCAGACCUGAAGGAGGAUCUGGAACUGAGUGAUGUGUCCUUCCUCUCGCGAGAUCGGGAUCUCCUGGACUACACAGAGGAGAAAGAAUUCUCUGACUCUGAGGAUGACGUCAGCCGCGGCCGGCGGAAAGCAAUCAUUUGCUCCUGCGCUUUUUUUGCCGCGUGCGUCUUCUUCGGCGCGUUUGUGGCCAUGGGCGGCUCUGGCGCCCAGAAGAUUUGGACUUCCUCCAGCGCAUGGGGCUCGCCCGGUGAGGACUUCCCCCUGCUGGGGCAGGGGUUGUGCAUAGGCCUUUAUGGCAUGCUCAUUCCGAAGUACAACACCUCGGACUCGGAUGUGCUGAGUUUGUUUUCAGAUUCAGAUGACUGUCGGGCAAGCUGCGCGGCGGACGACCAAUGCACGGGAUACGUCACCAAAGAUGACGGUGGGUGCAGCCUCAUCCUGAAGGAGGACGGCAUGCUGCCAGCCGCCGCGGACGGAGACGAGCGGUUCCAGUGCUUCUGGAGGCGGCGAUGGCUUCAUGAUAGCGUGGGGGUCUACAACCCCCCGCGGCCGCUGGUACCCAAGGUGAUUUGGUCCUACUGGGAGGACCUCCAGGUGCCUUUCAACAAGACGCUCCAGGAAAGAGCGCAUCAGGGCCUGGCAUUCCGGAAUUUGUGCCAGAGCUCCUGGAGGAAACUGAACCCUGGCUGGGAGGUGCGCAUGCUGGACCAGGACACGAUGUGGAACUACAUUGCGCUAGAAGACUUGCCCAAAGGCUUUCACGCGCUGAAGAUCUGGCACCGCUCGGAUGCAAUCCGUUUGGCGUUGGUGGCCAAGCACGGGGGCGUCUGGCUGGAUGCGACCACGCUGCUGCUAAGACCCUUCAGCACCGUGAUCCAGGACACCGACCCAGGCCAUCGCAUUUUCUAUGUGAACCGAGGCCUCAAAGGGCAGCCCUUGAUCAAUCCAAGCCUUGCGGAGAAGCGGGUCACCGCUGAGCUGCAUGUGGAGAACUGGUUUUUUGCUGCGCCUCCACAGGACCCCUUCCUGGUCCGAACCCUCAGCUGCGUCAAGCGCCUACACCGCGAGAGUGACACAAAGUUGCUCGCAGAGUAUCCCGACAUGUUCACAGCGAGGCAGCAGGAGAAUCUGCUGGCGCUGGGUAUUUGGGAGUACCUGGCCACCGAUGCCUGCUUGUUCAAAGUCUUGGAUGAGGACAAGGCCCUGAAGGAGUGGUGGCUUGGGCCCUCGGUGACAAGGAGAAACCUUCUGGGACACCUGAACCCACGAUGGUGGAGCAACCCCGAUGAAACCGUUAAGGAGCUCUUCCGCCGCGUGGACCCCGAGUUGGUCCAGACUUUGACCGGCGGUGCGCUGCUGCUCUUGAAGUUCACCGGUCCGAUGCGCGACAAGCUCAUCGAUCCUUUGAGCCCAUUGGAGCUCUACGGGUGCGUGGAAAGCUCCUGGAGCAUUGCCCUCACGGCGUUGCAGCUGUUCAAUGCCACCAAGUGCAUUCAGCUGCGUCUGCCCGGGGCGAACUCCUGGCUGUGAGGCAUCGUGAGCGCGCGGCCGGCCUGCGAUGAAAGUGAGAGACUGGGUUCUGCUUGGCUCCAACCCGAGAAGCCCACGCCACUCACUUACCGGAGUUUUGAU
Molecule: messenger RNA, 1768 nt
Organism: Effrenium voratum
Lineage: Eukaryota; Dinophyceae; Suessiales; Symbiodiniaceae
Source: the annotation of a GenBank genome assembly